Messenger RNA from Symbiodinium sp. CCMP2592, 510 nucleotides. The record is from the annotation of a GenBank genome assembly. Lineage: Eukaryota; Dinophyceae; Suessiales; Symbiodiniaceae.
AUGCCGGGCAUCGACUACUCGAAGUUCGACAAGAUCGAGGAUUCGGACGACGAGCCGCCAAAGAGACCUCCGCCGCAGCCGGUGCCCGAGGUGGCUCCUGAGGUGCCGGCGCAGCUCCCGGAAGAGCACUGUCGACCUCUCACCGACGUGCCGAAGCUAGAGCUGCCAGAUGGGGAUUGGCUGGCUUUCUAUCAGACAAAGAUGACCGCACCUCAGAGAAUGCAGACGUUGGUCCAUCUCUGGAACUCUGCAAACCAAGAGGAACGAGUGGAGUUUUUGCGGCACCUGAUCGACCUGAUCAACAACCCCACGAUCUCAAACAGGAUAAAAGGCGGCCAGGAGGUUCUCAAGGACUUGGACGCCAACUUCUACCGUGGCGUGACAUUCCCCGAGGAGUGGGUGGGUGCAUUUCAGACCUUCGCCAUCGAUGACAAAAAGACGGCCUUCGAGAAACUCUUCAAGUCCUUAGACCAGCAGGAGCGCGGCCUGGUACUGGGCACCCUGAUGUAG